Molecule: messenger RNA, 1587 nt
Organism: Coturnix japonica (Japanese quail)
Lineage: Eukaryota; Metazoa; Chordata; Aves; Galliformes; Phasianidae
Gene: BET1
Product: Bet1 golgi vesicular membrane trafficking protein
Source: RefSeq, a predicted model, not a curated record
GCUGUCGUGGCGCUGCCGGUGAAUGGGGCGGCUGGCGGAGCGGCGGGCGGGCUGAGCUCGGCUCUUGCUUCUCUGGCACGACCGCCCCGCUCCUCACCCUCCUCCUCCCCGCCCUCCCUCGGCAGCUCCGGGCACGGCCAUGCGGCGAGCGGGGCUGGGUGAUGGAGCACCAACUGGUAACUAUGGCUAUACUAACAGUGGGUACAGUGUGUAUGAAGAAGAAAAUGAAAGGUUAACAGAAAGUCUGCGCACUAAAGUCAGUGCAAUAAAAUCACUUUCUAUUGAAAUCGGAACAGAAGUGAAAAACCAAAACAAAUUGUUAUCAGAAAUGGAUAAUGAUUUUGACUCUGCAACUGGACUUCUAGGUGCGACUAUGGGCAGACUGAGGAGACUGUCCAGAGGGAGCCAGACAAAACUAUUAUGCUACAUGAUGCUCUUUGCAUUGUUUGUCUUCUUUGUAACAUACUGGAUUAUUAAACUGAGGUGAUGCACAUUGUCUUAAGCUUAAAUUGUGUAAUUUCAACCAUCAGUCUUAAUUAAUGACAUUGAUCUAAACUGCCAUAUUCUGUUGUUAAAACACAAUGAAAUUAUUGUAAAUUGCAUUAGUACUUAAUGCAGUGUUAUAUACGGUUUUCCUGAUGCAUCGAUAUUUCUCCCAUUGUCCCCUGUUUUGGGGGGAUUAUUUAUAGAUAUGCAGAAACUGCUAGUACUCUAGGUUGCUUUAAAAAAAAUACCCACAAGAGGAAUCAAGAACUCCCCCAGAACCAAAGGUUGUUCAGAUAUGAAAUAGUUGCCGAAUUACGAGGCCUUUGCUUUCAUUUUGCUUUUUAAUCUGAGCCGUGCUCUAAAUUAGAGCUCCAGUUUCAGGCAGGUAAUAACUUCCAGGUUUCAAAAGCAUGACCAAUACUUGGGUCUUUUGAGAUUGGUUUUAUCUGUGGAUUUUUGAAAGGUUGGCUUGAAGGUAACAAACGUAACGGUGAUGCCCCACAGAAGUGAUAUUUGUGAUACCUAGAUUGAUAUGUCUAACAGUCUGCAUGUUUAAGUAGCUUAAAUGUUUUAUUUGGGGGAGAGGUUACUUAAAACUGGAUCUUCCUUUUAAAUGUGACAAAUGAUGCUUGCGUGUCUGUUCUGUUAAGCAAAUGCCUUUGUUUGGAUCAACAAAUUUGGACACAGUGCAAAUGUUUCCUUUACAUUUAAAGUAUCCAAAAUGUAAUGAUUCCAUUGAAUCACUGGAACUUGUUCCAUUAGCUCAUUUAUGUUUUGUUCUGUGAUAAGCCCUAAAUCCACUCUGCAUGAUGUCUGAAUAUGAGGUUGAAUGUUUUCAAUUUUAUAUUGACAAAUGUAUAUAUAUUAUGAAGCACCUUUUGGAGGUGCUAACAUAUUAAGGUUUUUACUUUGAACACUUAGCUUUAACACACAAAGUAGUUGAAACUAUCGCAUCACUGGGUUCAAUGUUAAGAAAAAUAUUGUUUUCUAGAUCUUGAAAUUGUAUCUACGUUUUUAAAACAAUUUUUCUAGAGAUAUUGUAUAGCAUACUGCCAUUAAUAAGAUAAUUACGAGCUGACAAAUAAAGUGUCCUGGAGUAUU